Messenger RNA from Trametes versicolor FP-101664 SS1, 2748 nucleotides. RefSeq lists its product as uncharacterized. Gene Ontology annotation, molecular function: protein binding. The transcript has 5 exons. The record is from RefSeq and is a predicted model, not a curated record. Bases 100 to 2676 code for a protein of 858 amino acids. Lineage: Eukaryota; Fungi; Basidiomycota; Agaricomycetes; Polyporales; Polyporaceae.
CUCUCUCAUCCGCACACGCCUAGCUUCCACUGGCGUACUUUCAUGGUUUCAUUGCUUGCUUGAUGACCCUUACGAAUAUACUCUGUGCUUAAGCUUGUCAUGUCUGGUCAUCUGCUGCCUCACGCGCUCCUGGAGCUCACUCUCGCUCGGGCUAAUGCACGUCUUGAAGGCCUCGCGUGCAGCUCGCUUCGUCGACAAGCUGCUGUUCUUGGGAGGAGAUAUACCCACCAUCAGGACUUCUUGCGAGGCUCUGUCGCUCCUGCGCAGGUCCCAUUUGAAGUCGCGGAGGAUCGUUCGCUAUACGCGAAACGCGAUUCAAAACGAAACUCCCGCUCUGCUCUUGCUAUGGGGGGUCUGUUCCCUCAUUCCCAGGAUGGACCGAUCACAGAACUUGAGAGGAGAAUAACGGAAUUGAAGGAAACCCCGGUAUUGGAGGAGGCUGAAAUACUGGAACCAGCGUUCUCCGAGUCCGAGCUUGUCUCCAUAUACGAAGAGUUGCUCGCGGUACCGCAUCGUGCGCAAACACAGGACGUGCUAGUGGCCGACCCGGAAUCUCAGUAUCAAGCAGACGAGUCUACCCUCAAUAGGGUUGUGCAGUCUCUGUAUCAACUAGACGACACUGCGUCCAUCUCCUCAGAUCCGCGGUCACAGUACCAAGCUGCCAUCAUAAAGUUGAGGGAAAUUGUGGGCGUGUUGGAGACGGCGCGGUCUUCCGAGGCCUCCUCGUCAGAUCUGUCCAUUCUGUCGUCACAAGACUGGGUCUCUCUGGUGCGAAUAUGCGUACGGGAGAAGGAUGGCGAGGCAGCGGAAUCAGUUGUCGACCUCAUGAAGCGCGCUGGAGCUCCUGAGCUGGAGGAAGCUAUGAAUACGGUCAUGGCUCUCUAUGCAGAUUCUGGGGAUGUCGGUAACACGGAACGCGUACUGGCCACCUAUGCCGGGCGGGUGCCCUCUGAGCGGCAGCGCGACCUCCACGUCAAGGCCCACCUUCGGUCGGUCCCCUUGGGUACAUUCCCUGCCAGUGCACUACAGGUGCUGCACGAACACGAGACGCGCGGCAUACCCGCUCCCAUGCGCACAUACACUCGCGCUAUCAGAACGUUGUUCGGCGUCCGCUCCGCCGUCGGCGAGGCACAGGCAUGGGACCUCUUCGCGCACAUGCGGUACGUCGCGCAUCCAACCCCCGACGCGUUCCUCUACACCGCGAUGAUGAACGCGUGUGCGCCGCGCUUGCUCGAGCCCCAGCCUGCGCGCGCCCUUGAUCUCUGGACAGAGAUGACGGUUGACAAGGGUAUUCCGCCGACGGCGGACGCAUACACCGCAGUCAUCUCCGCAUGCGCGCGCUCGGGCCAAAAGGCGUACGUGAACGAGGCUUUCCGCCUCGCGAAGCAGAUGCUGGAUGGACACCGCGACGCGUACGGUAACCCCGCCUUCCGUCCGGACCAGAAGACGUUUGGGGCGCUGUUGGAGGGCGCGAAGCGGACGGGCGACCUGGCGAAGGUGCGCUGGAUCCUGGCAGAGAUCAUCUCGGAGAGCAUGCAGGCGGCGAGGGGGGACCUUUCGGAGCCGGUCAUGGUCGACGGCUGCAUCAUGACCCACGUCUUCCACGCCUAUGCGGCGUACAAACCCGCGUUCAACCGCUCCACCACGGUGCUCGUCGACAACCCAACUACUACGCGCACCAAUCUCCCAAGCAACUCCCCGGAAGCUGCAACAUCGUCCGGUGGGCAAGAGGCAUCGUCAGAUAAUCCCUCGACUGUACAAUCGGAGGCUGCCCCGGACGCAGAGUCGCAAGCCCGGGUUCCACAAGCCCCUCGGAAACCUCAGUUCACUCGACUUCUUCCCCAGAGCAACGCGGAAGUCCUAGGAGAGACUCAAUCGCUCUUUGCUCGUAUUCUGAAGGACACAUCAUCGUCCGCUCGCAGCGUGGCAUCGUCCCAGGACGGCUCGAUGCCCCCCGCCUUCGAGAACGUGCGCCUGACUUCGCGUCUCGUCAACGCAUACGUCUCCGUACACCACUCGCACGCCACCUUUGACGAUGCCGUGCACCUCUAUCGCACGCUCUUCGCACAGCUCGGCAUGCAGAAGAACGCGUGGUCGUACGUGGAGGCGCUCGAACGGUGCACGCGCGCCCGCCGCGGGCCCGAACGCAAGCAGGCGCUGCAGUUUGCGCGCGAGGUAUGGGAGGAGUGGCUGCCCGUGGAGAUGGCGUGGCGGCGGGGACUCGAGCACCCCGAGGGCGUGAACGCGCGGAUGGUCGAGCGCGCGCAUACGGCGAUGAUCCGCAUACUCUCACUCACGGGCCAGGUGCACGAGGGGCUAGAGGUCGUGCGUGCGUUCGUGGCGCGAUAUCCUCCGGACGCCGUCAAGCAGGCCGGCUCUAAACUCGAUUUGCGUUCGACGCGGACCACGUUAUCGGCGCCGCGGCCGUUGGUGCGCCUCCUGACCCCCCUGGAGGUUCCCGACGACACGGUGCCCCCGCUGUUGUCUUUCCAGGAAGUGGAGAUCCUUCACCACCGCCUCGUUGCGGUGGGCGACGUGGAGGGCGUGCGCUACCUGAAGUGGGUGUGCAUGGCGUACGCGGGCGCGCUGAAGCAGAGGAAGGAGGCCGUGUUGCGCGCGCAGCCCGAACCCGCUCCGAAAAGCCGUAUCGCGCAGCGUCAGGAGGGGGAGGCGUGAUGGAGCUGUGGGAGGUGAAGGGUGGGUUCGUUAUCGUACGGAUUAUAAUUGCCUUAUUGUCUCCUUAAUUGC